AAAAGAAAGAUAUCAUUUAAAGCUAUAAUUUUCUGAGAAUCCAAAAUUAUCAUUAUUAUUUGCUCUGUAAAAUUCUAUAUGUUCUUAUUUUAUUCCAAGUAUUGUAGCUUGUGGCUCAUAUUUUAGGGCCUACUUUUAAUUUGUCUUUUAUGUGUGUGUGCUUGUCUGUCAAAUUACAGAUGUGAAUUUUGCUGUUCACACUCAUCCGGGCGCGCGCAUUUAUGUAUAUAUACAUUCAUGUAUGUGUCUGAGAGAGAAAGGUACUUGUCUGUAUGCGUGAGAGUGAAGAGGUAUUUGUGCGAGAGAGAGAGAGAGAGAGAAUGAAGGCUGAUGGGGGUAUUAGUGUCUGAUGACAAACUAUGUUUGACAUUGUUGUUGGGGGAAAAUUGACAAUGAAACACUUAAGCUGUGGAGCUUGGAAAAUCGUCAGGCUAGCUUAGUCGCUGCACCUCAGAAAAUGGGACAAUGUUUUAUAAAAGAUAAAAAAAAACAACCCCAUUGAAUAAAGUUUUCAAGCUCUGAAAAUGAAUGCCUCAAGGAUGUGAAUAGCCAAAGCAACACCACUGCCACCAACACCAUCAACCAUAAUAAUAACAGAAAUUUGAAAGAACAUCCAUUGACUGCUAUAUAGCUGUUUACUGCUGAAGGUUGUCUUUUAAAUUUCAAAAAAAUUCACUUGAUUUUACACGUUUCAUUUAUAAAGAAGUGUUUUUUCUUAUCUAAAACUAAAAUUUUUAAAAUGGUUUCACACAGUUGAAUAAAAACUACAAAAAAUUGUGACAAUGUCCUCUGAAACUUUUCAUAAUUCAAGGAAAGAGAAGGAAGCUUGUUAUGGUUUCAAGACAAAUAUGGCUGAUAAACAAUUUCACAGUAAUAUGUAUGACAUGCAGUUUCCACAAAGCUGUGGACUACAACCUGCUGGAUCAGGUCCAUUAAAUGAAAAAUCAUUUCCUUGGGUUAGUUAUAGUGCAGCAAGCAGUAAGCAACCACAGUUUCCAAUGAAUGGUAAAAGUAUGCCCGAUAUAGAGCAUUCUCACAGUAAACAACAAACAGCUGCUCCACAACAUUCCCCUGACGUACCACCACCACAACAACAACAACAUCCAUCUUCUCAGCCACAAUGUCCAUCUUCUCAGCCACAAUGUCCAUCUUCUCAGCCACAAUGUCCAUCUUCUCAGCCACAAUGUCCGUCUUCUCAGCCACAAUGUCCAUCCUCUCAACCACAACAUCCAACUUCUCAACCGCAACAUCAAUCAAAAGGAGCUUCCACAACUGAAAAACCAUUUCAUUGUGAUUUGUGUGAAAGUAAAUUUGCCAGGCGCGAAACACUCGUUUCUCAUCGAAGAACCCACACUGGAGAAAAACCUUACACUUGUGAAGUCUGUCAUAAGCAAUUUGCCAGACGCGAUACAUUGCAGUCACACAGAAGGACACACACUGGAGAAAAGCCAUUUCGAUGUGAUUUUUGUAGAGAACAAUUUGCUCGUAGAGAUACUUUACAAUCUCAUCGUCGGACACACACUGGUGAAAAACCAUUCGUUUGUGAAAUUUGUCGACGCCAGUUUGCUCAGAGAGAUGCAUUGCAGUGUCAUAAAAGAACACAUACAGGAGAGAAACCAUUUCGAUGUGAUCUUUGUGUUGAACGAUUUGCUCGAAGGGACACGCUUCUAUCUCACAAAAGAACACAUACUGGUGAAAAACCAUAUUGUUGUGAUGUUUGCCCAAAGCGCUUUGCUCAGAGAGAUACUCUCCAGUGUCACAAGAGAACUCACACUGGAGAAAAACCAUUCAGUUGUGAUCAUUGCCCCAAGAGUUUUUCUCAGCGAGACACCUUGCAGUGCCAUCGAAGGAUUCAUACAGGUGAGAAACCAUUCCACUGUGACUUGUGUGGUCAGAGAUUUGCCCGGAGGGAUACACUCCAAUGUCACAGACGUACUCACACUGGCGAAAAGCCAUAUCAUUGCGACGUGUGUCCUAAACAGUUUUCGCAGCGAGAUACACUUCAGUGCCACAAAAGAACACACACUGGAGAAAAACCUUUCCAUUGUGACAUCUGCGGAGACCAGUUUGCCCGGCGAGAUACUUUGAAAUGUCACAUGCGCCGACACACUGGGGAGAGGCCGUUUCAGUGUGAAGUGUGUGCAGAACGAUUUGCUCGUAAAGAUACCCUUUGCUGUCACAAGCGGACUCACACAUGUGAAAAGCCAUUUCAUUGUGAAUACUGCAUUCAACAGUUUGCACGGCGAGACACAUUACAAACCCAUACACGCACACACACUGGGGAGAAACCUUAUCAGUGUGGCAUAUGUGGGAAGCAGUUUGCUCGUACUGAUGAGUUUGCGCGUCACAAAAGAACACACGGUACGGUACCCACUACACACAACACUGUUAUCACGCCAAUAACAACGCCUCCUCCUCCUCCACCGCCGCCACCAAUAACAACAACUACGACCACUACCACCACCACCACAAACCAACAUCAAAUCAACAGAAAACAUAGCCACCCGCAUUGUUCUGCAGCUACAUUUAUGCAAAACAAUUUCAUCCGAACACCAAACUGUGACAAUACCAACAAAAGAUACACUCCAGUUAGUAACUACAUGUGGCAAGCUGUCUAUAUAUAACAUUGACAUGAGAACACAGUUUGGGUUUGGUUUAAUCUCAAUUACUUUAUAAGGAACUCAAGCUGGGUGUGUUUAUUUCUCACACUUUGCUUCAUCAUUACUAAUGAAUUUGUAGAAAUCUAUCUUCCUACAGGUAUUAAUUAUGUAGUUUCUAAUGACAAGUUUAGUUGUAAUUCUAAUUUGAAUUUUUACUGAAAAUAUUUACUGAUCUAGACAUUUUGUACUUUGUCCGGAUAUUUUUCAAUCCUAAUUAGACAAAAACAAAAACUAUUCAAACAUCCUUUACUGUUGCUUCCAUUAAAUAUUUAGUUUCUCAUAAGGCAGCAAACUGGCAGAAUCAUUAGCAUGCUGGGUGAAAUGCUUAGCGGCAAUUCAUCCGUCUGCAUGUUCUGAGUUCAAAUUCCACCAAGGUCGACUUUACCCUUUCGUCCUUUCGGGGUCGAUAAAAUAAGUACCAGUUGAGUACUGGCGGGUCGAUGCAGUUGACUUAGCCCCUCCCUAAAAUUGCUGGCUUUGUGCCAAAAUUUGAAAUCAGUAUUUAGUUUCUCAUUUUAGUCGAUUAGAUAUCGUAGUUUGUAUGCGACAACUUAUAGAACAUAUUAAAUGCUUUAGGUUUCAUUAGUGCUACCACUUGUAUAUUUAGUAUAUCUAUCAUUAUAAUAUAAUAUAAUAUACUAUAUAUACUAUAUUUAGUAUAUCUAUCAUUAUAAUAUAAUAUACUUAAUGAAGAAAAACCUGUCUGUGAAAUUCUGUAAUUCAUUGAGAUCCAUUCUUCUAUAUCUUUAUCGUAUGUACCAUAGCUCUCUGUACAAAUGUGUUUUACCUUUUUACUAUGAUUCAAGGUGUAACUGCUUCUGUCAUACAUUAUCAGAUAUCAGAUUCAUUCAUAACGAUGAAAAGGUGGCUUGUAAUCAUUAUGUAUCCUGCAAAACUAAUUUUUGUGCAUAAUCUUGUUUUCAUUCUGAUGUAAAAUAUACAUCUUGCUUCAGUGACCGUAGCUCUUAUGUAAAACAUUGCCAUCAACCAUUAAUGCACAUUUUUUGCCAGAUUACUUUUAUUUUUCCUAUUUUUAGCUAUUUUUGUUUCAUUUUACAUGGAAACUUGCACAUCCAUAUCAUAAAGUCGAAAUUGAUAUUGUUUGCUAUAAUUUCUUCUCUAGGAUGAUUCAGACCUCAAAUGACUUUCAGAUUUCAAAUUCAAUCUUUUUUUAAACGUUUAAAUAACAAGAAAGAAGAGAGAUGAGAAAGGAAAAUAAAGAAUAGAAAAAAAGUGUUGGGAGGAAGCAGCAGAAGAUGGAGGGGGCGAUGGGCCACAUACCCCAGAACAAAUGGGAUGCUAAUCCAUGCCCCAAUGAAAUGACCGCAAGGAUGUUGCUGCAGAGAAUGGCUGGUGACACUCACUGGUGCAGCCACUCCACUUUGUGGGGUCAUUUCUCCGACAGGUCGCCAUCAUCUUUAUUUUGCUGAGGAAAUCGGUAAUAUGGGGUCCCAGAACACCUGAGAGAAAACCUGACAAAUUUGCAAUUUUUGUCUCAAAACUAGUGCAACAUCUUGAGCAUGAUAUUAAGUUAAUGAUUAUUGUUUUUGUUAUUUUCUUUUUUUUUUUCUUUUUUUUAUUGCAUGUUACAAUUUGCAGGAAGUAGUUGUUACUCAUUAACAAUAUCUAAAGUCUAUAAACAUUAAGAAUUUCAUACUUCUCUUUGGAACUAUUUAGUUCUAAGAGGCUGAAGGAUCCUCCUUUUGUGAUUUUUUAUUUUUUUUUUAUUUUUUUCAUAACAAAUUAUUUGAAUUUUUAACUGAGAAUGUUUUGAAAAUAAAGAGAAGAGUUCAACACAUUCUUUUUUUUCAUUUUAUACUUUUUUAAAUAAAACAAAUAGCAGAUUUUUAAUAUACACAAAAUAUGCUGCUUCAUCAAUGCCAAAGAUUUUUAAUUUUUUUUUUUUUUGUAGUUUAUACAGUAAGAUUGAAAAUAUUUUUCACUACAUGAAUAGACUCUAGUCACUCAUUCUACCAAGAUUCAUUUUGAAUAAAUAAUAUUAUCACUAGAGUACCAUUACAGCAUGGGCUAUUAAUAUUCAUUUUAUAUCACUGGUGAAACUAAAACAUUAGAGUAAUUGUUAAGUGAAAACCUGAAAUAAAAUUUCUGAAAAAUA
Octopus bimaculoides (California two-spot octopus) is the source of this 4776-nucleotide messenger RNA. RefSeq lists its product as uncharacterized. The record is from RefSeq and is a predicted model, not a curated record. NCBI's taxonomy places the organism in Eukaryota, Metazoa, Mollusca, Cephalopoda, Octopoda, Octopodidae.